AUGCAGUUCAAGCUCACCGUCGCCACCCUCCUCUUCAGCGGCCUGCUCGGCCUCGUCGCCGCCCAGCGGGAGUGCGGCGAGACUGCGUGGGAUGUGUCCGCGCAGAAUACCCCGGAGUGCAGCGCCGACGACUACGAGUGCCUCUGCACGAACGGCAACUUCCUCGCCUUCUGGGGCCAUGCGCAGAUGAACUGCGAGGACCACGAGGCCGCGGACGCGGUAAAGGAGGAGCGGUGCGCGCCUUACACGACGAAUUAG
Molecule: messenger RNA, 258 nt
Organism: Schizophyllum commune H4-8
Lineage: Eukaryota; Fungi; Basidiomycota; Agaricomycetes; Agaricales; Schizophyllaceae
Exons: 3
Coding region: 1-258 (85 amino acids)
Source: RefSeq, a predicted model, not a curated record